Lathyrus oleraceus (garden pea) is the source of this 777-nucleotide messenger RNA. RefSeq lists its product as uncharacterized. The transcript has 4 exons. Lineage: Eukaryota; Viridiplantae; Streptophyta; Magnoliopsida; Fabales; Fabaceae. Bases 1 to 777 code for a protein of 258 amino acids. The record is from RefSeq and is a predicted model, not a curated record.
AUGAAGAAACUCCCUGAUUUAAAAUUGCCUAUGUAUGUUAAACUAAAACAUAGGUAUGAGUUGGAUUUCAAUCUUCACAAACCAAAAUUACCUAGACUACCAUCUGUUGAUUUCGUUGUAGAAAGGAAACCACCACCAAAAGGUCCUGCAAAGAAAGCCACUACGACCAAAGAUGCAGUCGAAGAAGAACCCACAAAAAUAACAACAACAACAAAGGUAAGUCGAAAUCCACCACCAACACCAAAGAAACGAAAACUCAAGGAACCCCAGGUUCAAGUAGUCGAAUUAGAUUAUGGUAAUAUCUCGCCAGAUACCUCCAAACAAGCCAACAAGAAAAAGAGGCAGGCAAAGGCCUCUGAUUCCACUUCUCAACCAAAAGUUGUUGUCACCAAGGUUCAACCCAAAAAACCUGCUAUUCCAGAGGUGCUCGAGGUUGAUUCUGAGCCUGCUGCUAAGACUACUCAUGAAUGGCUCGAGAGUGAUAACUCCAGUCUCAGAGCUGAAGUUUCACCACCAAAAACUACCACCCAACAUUCUCGAACAAGUGACUCUGAUCGAGAUGAAGAAGAAGAACAUCCCAUAAUUGAAGUCCAGGAAGAUGUGAAUAUGCAAGAGGUGAAGGAAGAUGUCAAGGAGAAAUCAAAUGAUGCUUCGCCAGACAUUCUUGACCAAGUUGAAGAUGUCUCAAAUGACGAGGAAGAACAAGAUGAAGAUCUCUCUAUGUUUGACAUCCCUCCAGUUGAUGAUCAAAAUGAACAGGAAGAAGAUGACGAAUAG